Molecule: messenger RNA, 1747 nt
Organism: Linum tenue
Lineage: Eukaryota; Viridiplantae; Streptophyta; Magnoliopsida; Malpighiales; Linaceae
Source: the annotation of a GenBank genome assembly
CUGCUUCUACCCUUCUCUCGCUCUAGCCAUCUCAUCCCAGAGACGACACACAGAGCAAAACAGAGCGCCCCCGUUUCAUCAGGACGGGUAAUAAGUUCUCCCCCAAUCUUUGCUAUUUCCCCUAGAUCCGAAUUCAUCAGCUCAAGCGUCAGCGCGGCCACCGAUCCGAUCCGAACCCUCUGAUGACAAGGCGCUGCUCUCACUGCAGCCACAAUGGCCACAACUCCAGGACUUGCCCCAACCGCGGGGUCAAGCUGUUCGGGGUCCGAUUGACGGACGGGUCGAUCCGGAAGAGUGCAAGCAUGGGCAAUUUGAGCCAUUACACUGGCUCGGGUAAUCCCGGAGGCGGUGGCGGUCCGAACAUUUCCGGGUUGAACGCGCCCGGAUCGCCCGGCGGCGAUGACCCCGAUCAAGGCGGCGCCGGUGAUGGGUAUGCCUCGGAGGAUUUUGUUGCUGGGUCGUCCUCUAGCCGCGAACGGAAGAAAGGGUGUCCCGUGGACUGAAGAGGAGCAUAGGAUGUUCCUGUUAGGCCUGCAGAAGCUAGGGAAAGGCGAUUGGCGUGGAAUUGCACGAAAUUAUGUUAUAUCAAGGACUCCCACUCAGGUGGCCAGUCAUGCUCAGAAGUACUUCAUCAGGCAAAGUAAUGUCUCGAGGAGGAAAAGACGCUCCAGCCUUUUCGAUAUAGUUGCAGAUGAAGCUGCUGAUACCGAGAUGACAACGCAGGAAUUCUUGCCUAUUGGCAAUCCUGAUGCUGAAACUCAGGAGGAGGAUGACGUAAUCCCUGCUCUGCCUCCUCCCUCGUUAGAUGAAGAAUGUGAAUCGAUGGAGUCGUCCAACUCCAACGAGGGAGACAGUUGUAGCACUCUCCCUCCGAAGCCUGAUCCCCUGCAGCAGCAGCAGCAGCAGCAGCAGCCUGUAUACCCAGUCAUGUACCCUACAUACUUCUCCCCAUUCAUCCCAUUCUCUCUCCCAUUUUGGCCGACUGGCUACAGUGCACUACCAGAGCAGCCGGCAAAGGAGGGGACCCACGAGAUUCUGAAGCCAACUGCUUCGCAUUCUAAAAACCCGAUCAACGUCGACGAGCUCAUCGGCAUGUCGAAGCUGAGCCUAGGAGAAUCGAUGGGUAGUUCAGGGUCCUCUUCACUCUCAGUAAAACUGCUCGAGGGGUCGUCAUCUGGGCAAUCUGCUUUCCACGCCAAUCCAACGGGAAGUAGCUCGAGCAGCAAUCCUGUGAUCCAUGCUGUAUGAUGGGAGGGCUUCUAACAGGUGACUGUGUGUAUAGAGAAGGUAGUAGACUCGUGAUGUGCAGACUGGUUUUGGUGUUGUUUAGUGUCAUUAUAUUGGUUUGUCGAAUGAUAUUUAAUAAGACCGUGGGUUAAGUUAGAGUCUGUCUGGCGUCUGGGUUGGUAGGUUCUUUGUAGUUUUUGUAGCAUUUGUGUUGGUGUAGAUGCUAGAGAAAUUAUUUGAAUCUUUGACCUCUCACUUGUCAGUCAGUAGUGUCGGUUCUGGUUUUUCUGAUCAUCGUCUUUGCUCUUGCCUUUGAUCUUCAAUCCCGAUUCAGAAUUCAGAUAGCUUGGAAUUCGGUAAUGAUUUACGGUGGCGUGUUUCUUCUCCGUUUUCCAUCCACAACAUAUGAGAGUUUUAUAAUGUUAUAUGUGUUAUAGGUUUUUGUUUUUAUGGUACAACUUAAAGUUGGUACGAUUUCAGAUUGUAUCUAUAUUAUUUUGUACUAAUUCUUUUAUGGUAC